This is a messenger RNA of Anoplopoma fimbria (sablefish), 2775 nucleotides long. Its product is annotated as ras association domain-containing protein 1-like. Gene Ontology annotation, biological process: Ras protein signal transduction. Lineage: Eukaryota; Metazoa; Chordata; Actinopteri; Perciformes; Anoplopomatidae. The record is from RefSeq and is a predicted model, not a curated record. Gene Ontology annotation, cellular component: nucleus; microtubule cytoskeleton. The transcript is spliced from 7 exons. The coding region runs from base 276 to 1376 and encodes 366 amino acids.
AUUAGUGUAUAGAGAAGUGUUCAGAUUCAGGUUCCACUGAUGUUACAGAGAGUUGUUUGUUGCUCCGUCGCUGCUGGAACCAGCCGGUGAUUAUUUCCAGAGAUGUAGUCGCGGCUGCACACCUCCGUUACUCGGAAGCCGUCAGAGAUUCUUCUGCGGAAAGUUUUUUUUUUUUUUUCUAUUCGGAUGGAAGUUUUGAGACAAAGCGGGUUUCCACAGGGCUGCUCUCUCCCCUGUGUUGGGAUGAUGGAGGCAGCCGGGCUCUGAGUGACACUAUGUCUUGGGGGGAGUUCAUCGAGCUCCGUGACCUGAGGCUGGACAGAGAGCAGAUAGAGGCGACACACGGCUCACUUUCGCCCUGCUCGCCUCCACGCCUGGAGAGAGCCAACGCCCUGAGGAUCACCCCGGGGAAGGUGCCAGACCUGCUGAGCCGGGCGGGCAUCAUCAGAGUUCUGAGCAGCACCCAGGACCCCCAGCUCCCUGAGGAGAAGGGAGAAGGGCACAGCUUCCAGCCCUGCAGCCACGCUCAGCCCACAUGGUGUGACCUGUGCGGUGACUUCAUCUGGGGCGUGUAUAAGCAGAGUCUGCGGUGUGUCAAUUGUAGAUUCACGUGCCACUACCGCUGCCGUCCUCUGAUCCAGUUGGACUGCAGCUGGGACCGAGGCUCCGCGGCCGACCACACGCUUGUAGUGGAGCACACCAUCGAAACAGACACCAAUGUGGAUGAACAAAUUGAAGUGGGAAAGCAGGAGUUGACAACUGCAGACCUUCAGCAGAAGGUGAAGGAAUACAACGCUCAAAUCAACAGCAAUCUGUUCAUGAACAUGAACAAGGAUGGGUCCUACACUGGCUUCAUAAAGGUGCAGUUCAAGUUGGCCCGUCCUGUGUCAGUUCCACCUCCGAAGAAAGGAGGUCACGAUGCUGGAGGGAGGAGGGCUACCGGAGUGAAGCGUCGCACCUCUUUCUACCUGCCAAAGGAUGCAUCCAAGCAUCUGCACAUCAGCUCACGCACUUCUGCCCGUGAGGUCAUCGAGGUUUUGUUGAAAAAGUUUACUGUGGUGGACAAUCCUGGCAAGUUUGCUCUGUUUGAGCGUAGCGAGCGUCAUGAGCAAGUUUAUGUUCGCAAGGUGUCUGAUAAUGAGAGUCCACUCCGUCUGCGUCUGUCUUCUGGGCCAAAUGAAAAAGUCCUCAGCUUUGUCCUGAAGGAGAAUGAAACUGGAGAAGUCAAUUGGCAUGCCUUCUCCAUGCCUGAGUUGAAGAACUUCCUGCGCAUUCUGCAGCGUGAAGAGGAGGAGCACGUCAAGCAGAUAGUGCAGCGGUACGCUCUGGCCCGUACCAAGAUGCGGGACGCUCUGGAUGGCUCCACCCCCGGCUGAGACGACUCUGCGCUCGGGGUCAAACGUGCACCUCUUGGCUGGAUAAUCGCCUGAAGACGACCAGUCAUCGCUGCAUCCAAAGAUCCCAGAUAAUACAACUCAAAACACCUCUUGGGUGAACGAGAGAGUGAGACAGGGCGCAAGACAAUGAGAGAGAGAGAGCUAGCGCGAAUGUGCGUGUGAAAUGAUGCGAGAGAUGAGAAGUGCCUUACACCCGGAGAGUCUGAUGUGCCUGAGAGAAAUGAGUUGCGAGAAACGACACUGGCAGAUGAGACUGUGGUUGUAUUCAGUAAUGACUGAUAGUCCUAUGUACCUCAGCUGUGUCACUUUAACUUUAAAGAAUAUGUCAGAUGUGGUUUUAGCAUUUUUUGGUUUAAAAACGUAGUUCAUACACAUUUGUAGAUGCAUUGCUGAAGAAGAGCCCCAUGUUGUAAUUACGAUGAUAAUCACACGUCUGGAAGUUGCAUUCCUUUUUAAUUUUCCAGAUCACAAAAUUUGUAACAUGACAUUACUGCCAAGUUUAGACAAACUUAAUCUGGUCCUUGAACAACCUACCAUGAAAACCAUUAACUUCCACAUUGACAUUUUUCAUUUAUCUUAUUAGAAAGUUAAAUACACAUUUGUUGCUGAAGAGUAUUGGGAUUUUAAUUUGACCCAGGCUCAAACAAUCUGCCGUGUCUCGACACCCCUGAUGGGUACAACUCUAUUUUUUUUUUUUUUACUGUCAAAUUGUGAAUUUGACUGAUGUAUGGACAUUUGUAUGCAACUAUGAAUGUCAGAGAGAGCAGUGUCACUGUGGUUGACUGGAAUCUUGAAUGAAUAUUUGGUAUACAUGUGUUUCACUGAAUGCUGUUUGUCAUUCCUUCAUAUCUUUGUUUUUUUCUAUCCCUUUUAAGAAAAUGUUUGUGAAAUGUAAUGAAAUCUUUCGUUCUUCAGUUCACUAUCAUUGUACCCGUCUAUGAACGUUUUUACACUUUGAAUCAACGAUUCAAAAUGUGACCAAUGUGCAGCGCGUUCAGUAAAGAAUUCCCCAGUUCAAAUAAGUUUCUGUAUUUAUUGGAUAUCAUAAAUUAAAGUUGAAAUAUUCCCCUUUUUAAAAACAAACAAAACCCUAACCCCCCACAUCGUAGACAUAGGGUUAAAUGCAUUUGUAUAUAGAUUAACAUACAGUACCAGUCAAAAGUUUGGACACUCCUUCUCAUUCAACCACUUUGAAGAAUCUAAAAUAUAAAACAUAUUCUGGUUUGUUGAGCAUUUGUUUGUUUACCACAUAAUUCCAUAUGUGUUCCUUCAUAGUUUGGAUGUGUUCAAUAUUAAUCUAUAAUGUAGAAAGAAUAAAGAAAAACCAUUGAAUGAGAAGGUGUGUCCAAACUUUUGACUGGUACUGUAUGUGUGUUUA